GACAGAGGCACACGGUGUACGGGAGUCCAGGUUAAUCGCGUACUUGUGACAGCGGGGGGACACAGCACUAUGGACGACAAGCCAGUCGAGCUGCCAGAUCUUGGCGAGUUUCUCCGAGAGGAUCCGUAUUUGGUUUCAAAUGCGGAGGACUUGCGCAGGAGGUACAAGCUGUUUGAGCAGAAGCUGGGUCAGCUGGUGGAGGCUGAGGGCAGCAUGGACAGCUUCACCAAGAGCUACUGCAACUACGGUGUCCAGAGGCAGGCCAACAAUGCUCUAUUGUUCAGAGAGUGGGCCCCUGGGGCACAAGCCCUCUACUUGACUGGAGACUUCAAUGGAUGGAACACCAAAUCUCAUCCAUAUGCUAAGAAGGAGUAUGGCAAAUGGGAGCUUUACCUUCCCCCUAAAACAGACAAGUCUCCUGCUGUGGAACACGAAACCAAGCUCAAGCUCGUGGUUGUGACCGCACAGGGGGAAGAGCUGUUUAGGAUUUCUCCGUGGGCCAAAUAUGUUAACAAGAGACUGGACUCCAACACCUACGACUGGGUACACUGGGAUCCUCUCCAGCCAUUCCUGCAUGAGCACGCUCAUCCAAAGCGUCCUCGCUCCCUGAAAAUCUAUGAGGCCCACGUCGGUAUAGCCUCUCCUGAGGCAAAGAUUGCCACCUACGAGAACUUCACCACCGAUGUCUUACCUCGCAUUAAGGACCUGGGGUACAACUGUAUCCAGUUAAUGGCCGUCAUGGAACAUGCCUACUAUGCCAGUUUUGGCUACCAAGUCACCAACUUCUUUGCUGCAUCCAGUCGUUUUGGCACCCCUGAGGAUCUGAAGCGGCUGAUUGAUACUGCCCACUCUCUAGGGAUCACUGUGCUGUUGGACGUGGUCCACAGCCACGCCUCCAGUAACACGGCUGACGGACUAAAUCAAUUCGAUGGCACAGAUAGCUGUUUCUUCCAUGCUGGAUCCAGAGGGCAGCAUGCUCAGUGGGGCUCCUGUCUCUUCAACUACAACAGCUGGGAGGUGCUGCGCUUCCUGCUGUCAAACCUGCGCUGGUGGAUGGAGGAGUAUCGCUUUGAUGGCUUCAGAUUUGAUGGGGUCACCUCCAUGCUCUAUCACCAUCAUGGCAUAGGAGUGUCAUUUUGUGGCAGUUACAGCGAAUACUUUGGGAUGCACGUCGAUGAGGAAGCCAUUGUCUAUCUAAUGAUAUCCAACCACAUGCUUCACACCCUCUACCCCAAUUGUAUCACCAUCGCUGAGGAUGUUUCUGGUAUGCCAGGACUGUGCAGGCUCAUUACGGAGGGAGGAAUGGGUUUUGACUACCGUCUGGCCAUGGCUGUGCCAGAUAAGUGGAUCCAGAUUUUGAAAGAAUGGAAGGAUGAGCACUGGGACAUGGGUAAUAUUGUCUAUACGCUGACCAACAGAAGACAGGGAGAGGCUGUAAUCUGCUAUGCAGAGAGCCACGACCAGGCCUUGGUGGGAGACAAGUCUCUGGCCUUCUGGCUGAUGGAUAAAGAGAUGUACACCAACAUGAGCUGCCUGAUCCCACUGACUCCUGUCAUUGACCGAGGACUUCAGCUCCACAAGAUGAUCCGACUCAUCACACACGCUCUGGGAGGGGAAGGCUACCUUAACUUCAUGGGUAAUGAAUUUGGUCACCCUGAGUGGCUGGACUUUCCUCGCAAAGGCAACAACGAGAGCUAUGCGUACGCCAGACGUCAGUAUAACUUAGUGGACACGGAGCACCUCAGAUACAGACAGCUGUACAACUUCGACAGAGAUAUGAACCGCACUGAAGACAAGUACGGCUGGCUUUCAGCAGCACCAGCUGUGGUGACAACUGCUGAUGAGAGGGACAAAGUGAUAGCAUUCGACAGAGCCAACGUGGUGUUUGUUUUCAACUUCCACCCGAGCAACAGCUACACCAGCUACCGUGUGGCGACACCUACACCUGGGAAAUACAAGAUCAAGUUGGAUUCUGAUGCACUGCAAUAUGGCGGCCAUGGGAGGCUGGAUCUGGACACUGAGUUCUUUGCAGAGCCCGUGGCCUUCAAGAAUAAGACGCAGUCAAUCGAGGUGUACCUACCUUGCCGGACAGCACUGGUGCUGGCCAAUGAUGAAAUGUGCAGAGCAGAGACAUCCCAUCCAGAAAUCUAAUAAAUGAACAUACAGUAUAAGCCCCUAUGCCAGAGCAAUGUUAUAUAUGUUACAUCUAUAGGCAUACAUGAACUAAACAUAGAUGUGUCUUCUGGAUUUGGUGAUAGUCUGUAUAACCCAUGUAUAUUGAGCAUUUAGAUAUAACAUAUGCACAUAUAUGAAAACAAUAGGGAGGAUGUAUGCAUUUGUAGUAUUUGUUAGAUAUGUGUCCAUGUAUGAAAAUGUGCCAAUUGCAGACUUUUCAUAUCUGAGUAUGGUCAGUGGUAUAUGUUAUGCCAUAUGUUCUCAUAUACAUGCAAUAUAUGGAAAUCCAAUUUUUAUGUUUAUAGGAUAAGUGUGCCUCUCUCUGUACCAACAGUGGGAGCGUGGCAUGUUGAUGUUAUGAGAGAAGAAUGUGCAACCUAACAUAUCAUUUGCAAUUACUAGGUUAGAUUCGACUGUAUUUUGUACCGUAGAACGACAAUAAAGUGUUCCAUCUGCAAACCCU
Myripristis murdjan (pinecone soldierfish) is the source of this 2638-nucleotide messenger RNA. RefSeq names its product glucan (1,4-alpha-), branching enzyme 1a (gene gbe1a). The transcript has 16 exons. Lineage: Eukaryota; Metazoa; Chordata; Actinopteri; Holocentriformes; Holocentridae. Gene Ontology annotation, biological process: glycogen biosynthetic process. Gene Ontology annotation, cellular component: cytoplasm. The record is from RefSeq and is a predicted model, not a curated record. Gene Ontology annotation, molecular function: hydrolase activity, hydrolyzing O-glycosyl compounds; cation binding; 1,4-alpha-glucan branching enzyme activity. The coding region runs from base 70 to 2151 and encodes 693 amino acids.